GCAAUUAUCAAUUAAUAUUUUGAGUUAUUUUAUAUCCUUUAAUUGGAUUUAUUUAGUUAUAUGUUGUUUCUGUUAUUGCAAUUCAAUUAUUUUUAGAAGAGAAUUUUAUUUGACAGAUAAGUUGAAAUGGACAACGAUUCGAAUUCCAAAAUCGGCGCUGAUUUCUUUUUAAAAGUUCCUGUUAAACCUGUCUCAAGUGAAAAAAGACAUGAAGAGCCAUCAAUUCCAAAACUCAAAGUCGAGUUACAUACUAUAAAUCUUUCUGAUGACUCCCAAAAAUUGGUAAUGGAUACCUUGAGACACAUUAAUGGAGAUGAUUUUUGUUUGAAUGAAGCAAAUCAAUAUGUGGAUCUAGGAUCAAAUUUGUAUACCAGAUAUUGGAAAGACAGGGGAAACCUUAUAGUGCAGAGUGGUACUGAUUACUCGAAUAUAAAAGAUGAAAAUAGAAUAACAGCAAUGGAAGACAAGUUCCGUGCAUUUGCUGUUAGUAAAUUAGAAAAUUAUGGUUUUCAUAGAAAUCAUUGUGUAGAAGCUCUAGAUCAUACUAAUGGAGAUGUGGCCAGUUCAUUAGAAUUGUUAUAUUUCAAGUAUUAUAAUUUAACUAAGAGAAAUAUUGAUUGCACAUUAAAUGAUCAAGAGCUAUUAAGUCAACGCUGUGAUGAAAAAGAUGUAUUAUUAUCAAUCUAUGAAGAAUCAUUUGUUGAAAAAGAUUUGAAUAAAAUAUGGAGUUUAACUUUAAAACUAGAUAAUUUAUUAAAAUAUAGUAAUUCUAUUAAAAAGCUUAUCAUAAAAGAUGAAAAAGCUAAAACAAAUAAUAAGAAAAAUGUUGAGAAGUGUAGAAAUUUUGCAAAGGGUAAAUGUAAAUUUGGUAUUAAAUGCAGAUUUUUACAUGAAAUUGUAGAAACUAAACCUUCCAAAGAAGAAUUGGUUCGUGAAUCGGUUUUAUUUAAUUUAGAAAUUCGAUUUACUGAAAAUAGCAAAUAUCCAUUUGAACCACCUAUGAUUUUUCUAACAACAACACAUAAGGAUUUUCCAGAUAUGUUCUGUAUGCAUCUGUGUAAAAGAUUAAUUACUGAAGCUCAGAACCUUGCUGAUGAUGGAAUUGCAUGUGUUUUUUCUUUAGUAGAACUUCUUAAAAAUGAAGAAGAUAUGGAUGAAUUUAUUUCUUCAACAAAAAUAAAGUUCAUAGACUGCACUCGAAUGCUGUUUGCAGAUGCUAAAACUGAUAGAACAAAAGUCGAAAACAAUUUGCCAACUCAUCAUGCCAAAGGUUCAACUGGGAGAGAGCAUCGUACUGUGAAUAACAGCUCCAAAUUAAAGGAUGAUGGUAUAUUAGCAACAAAGUUUUUUGAGAAACAAUCCAAUGCACGUUAUAAAGAAUUUAUAGCCAUGCGUAAGCAAUUGCCUGCCUGGUGUGAAAUGCAGCAUAUCAUAGAUGUUGUGGAAAAAUCUCAGGUUGUAGUCAUAAGUGGUGAAACUGGAUGUGGUAAAAGUACCCAAGUAGGCCAAUUUCUCUUGGAUGACUGGUUAAUAAACAGAUCACCAGAAUCUCAUCUCGAAAUAGUUUGUACUCAACCCAGAAGGCUUUCAGCAAUAGGUGUAGCCGAAAGAGUUGCUCAAGAACGAGAUGAACGCUGUGGAAAUUCAAUUGGAUACCAGAUUCGAUUGGAAAGCAAGACUUCCAGAAUGACCAGACUUACAUUCUGCACUACUGGUAUAUUAUUGAGAAGAUUUCUGACAGAAAAGAAUCUUGACUCUAUAACCCAUGUUAUAGUUGAUGAAGUUCAUGAGAGGAGUGAGGAAAGUGAUUUUCUAUUAAUGAUGCUUAAAGAUUUACUUAAAGUUAGAAAAGAUUUAAAAGUGAUACUUAUGAGUGCGACAUUAAAUGCAAAAAACAUUUCUGAAUAUUUCGGUGGUGUGCCAACAUUGGAAAUACCUGGAAGAACAUAUCCUGUGGAACAGUUGUUUCUUGAGGAUAUUUUGGAUGUUAUUAAUUUUAAUCAAGAAGAUAACUCUCAGUAUACAACUCACAAUAAGAAAAAAAUUGAUACUAUCAAUCACCUUGAAGAAUUAAUAACAGAAACAGCAGUUCCUAGUCAUACUAUUCGGGAUGAAAAUUUAAAUAUCAGUCAAAUCUGUGCUAGAUAUAAAGGGCAUACCAAAUUGACUUAUAAAAAUCUGUAUUUAAUGGACCCUGAUAAAAUAAAUCCAGAAUUGAUAGAGCGUGUACUUGAGUACAUUUGUGUAGGUAAUCAUGAUUGGCCAAAAGAAGGAUCUAUUUUAAUUUUUUUACCAGGAAUAUCGGAGAUAUCAACAGUUAUGGAUCAUUUGAAAGACAAUCAUUUAUUUAAACCCAGGACUGGACAAUUCUUGCUAUUGCCAUUACAUUCAACAUUAGGUUCUGAGGAGCAAUCUGCAAUAUUUAAAAAACCUCCACGAGGUGUCAGGAAAAUUGUUUUAAGUACUAACAUUGCUGAGACAUCUAUUACAAUUGAUGAUUGUGUUUUUGUAAUUGAUUGUGGAAAAAUGAAGGAGAAAAGAUUUGAUAGUGGGCGCAAUAUGGAAUCAUUAGAUAUGGUAUGGGUAUCUCGUGCUAAUGCUUUACAACGCAAAGGUCGCGCUGGUCGUGUGAUGCCUGGUGUUUGCAUUCAUUUGUAUACUAGUCAUCGUUUCAACUAUCAUUUUCUGAAAGAACCAGUUCCUGAAAUACAUAGAAUACCUUUGGAACCAUUGAUACUGAGAAUUAAGACAAUGGAGUUAUUUUGCAAUCAAAAUUUGUAUGAAGUUCUAGAAAAGACCUUAGAACCACCUUCUAGAGCUAGUAUUACAUCAGCUAUAAACAGAUUACGUGAUGUUGGUGCUUUGGAUCUGGAGGAUAAUCUAUCACCCCUUGGCCAUCAUUUGGCAGCUCUGCCUGUUGAUGUAAGAAUUGGUAAACUGAUGUUGCUUGGUGCCAUAUUUCAUUGUGUAGACUCAGCAUUAACCAUGGCUGCAUGUCUAAGUUAUAAAACACCAUUUUGUUCACCAUUUGGCAAAAAGGAUCAGGCAGAUAAUAGGAAGAGACAGUUUGCUACAGGAAAUAGUGAUCAACUAACUGUGCUUAGAGCGUACCAGAAAUGGCAAGAAGUUUCUAAAAUUAGCCAUUUGGCAGCAAUAAAUUUUAGUGAAGAAAAUUUUUUAUCUUACAAAACAUUGACUGCUUUAGCAGAUAUUAAGCAACAACUUUUAGAACUAUUAGUAUCAAUUGGGUUUGUCCCAAUAACUAUGCAUCCAUCUAAUAAUAAUGGCAAGGACAGAAUUUUAGAACUAACAGGCAAUGAGCUGAAUGUAAAUAGCAAAAAUUUUCGAUUAUUAUCAGCUAUAUUAAGUGCAGCACUGUAUCCAAACAUAGUGAAAGUAUUCACACCAGAAAAAUCAUUUGAACCAAGUGCAUCUGGUGCUAUACCCCGAUUGCCUAAAUCUGGAGAGUUAAAGUUUAAGACAAAAGCCGAUGGAUAUGUGCAUAUUCAUCCUUCAUCAGUAAACUAUACAGUAGGCCAUUUUUCUAGUCCGUAUUUAGUCUUCCAAGAAAAAGUUAAAACUUCUAAAGUGUUCAUUCGUGAUUGCUCAAUGGUUGCAAUGUUACCAUUAGUUUUAUUUUCUUCUCAUUUAGAAGUGGAACUACAAGGUGGAGAUUUUAUUAUUUCAAUUGAAAAGGGAUGGAUUUUAUUUAAAGCAUUCAAUCAUAGGAUAGCCGAAAUGUUGAAGCAUAUGCGCCAAGAACUUUUACAACUAUUAGAAGAGAAGAUAAAGGAUCCUUACCUCAAUUUACUUAAUCAUGAUAAUGGAAAUAAAAUUAUUAACACGAUAGUCACCAUCAUAUCAAAAGAUUAAUGUGUUGAACAUGAGCCAGUUCAAUAUAUAAUGCAUACACUCAUGAAUGUGAUAUUUUUAUAAUA
Molecule: messenger RNA, 3938 nt
Organism: Ctenocephalides felis (cat flea)
Lineage: Eukaryota; Metazoa; Arthropoda; Insecta; Siphonaptera; Pulicidae
Product: putative ATP-dependent RNA helicase DHX57
Exons: 15
Coding region: 127-3873 (1248 amino acids)
Cellular component (GO): intracellular anatomical structure
Molecular function (GO): ATP binding; RNA binding; protein binding
Source: RefSeq, a predicted model, not a curated record